UAGGCGGUAGGACCCCUCGCGGCUGGGCAGAGCAUGUGACCGUUUUCCAGGAGCGGCGGCCAGUCACGCCGGAAAGCUCUGCAGUCAGAAACUUGUGAUCAAAACAAGACGAGACAACACACACUGCCACAGUAUCGGAGCGCAGCAGCGACCAGCCACCGCAAGGCUCUCCUCCUCAACCUCUUCAGCGCUGUCAGCCAACAUGGACUGCGGGGUAAUCACGUCCAAGGCCAUCCUGCUGCUCCUGAGCCUCAUAUUUUGGGCUGCAGGAGCGGCCCUGACCUACGUGGGUGUCUAUGUGAUCAGGAGCUACAACAACUUUGAGAACUUCCUCGAGGACAAGUACACCUUGAUCCCAGCCGCUAUCAUCAUCAGUGUCGGUGUGGUCAUGUUCAUCUUUGGUCUGGUGGGAUGCUGCGCCACAAUUCGAGAGUCCAAAAUUGGCCUUAGCUUUUUCUUGCUGAUCAUCCUGGUGAUGUUUGCAGCUGAAGUUGCUGCCUUGGUAUUGGGCUUCAUCUACCAAAGCAGGAUAAAUGGAGACCUGCAGCGCUCUAUGAACGACGUCUUCAUGAAGUACGACGGAAAGAGCUCUGAGACCAGAGCUGUAGACUACCUGCAGACUCAGUUGCAUUGCUGUGGUGUUGAAAGUUACACCAACUGGACAACCACACCCUGGUUCUCCAGCCAUAACAACACCGUGCCUCGCUCCUGCUGUAAAAACAUCACGGACACAGAGUGCACAGGCAGCCUGGACCAACUGGACCUGCUCAACACAGAGCCGUGCAAGUCAAAGCUGGAGAUGCUCCUUCAGGAUGUGUUGAGUUAUGCCAUGCUGGUCAUCCUGGGCUUUGCCGUCAUUAAGUUCUUUGGGAUGUUGAGUGUGUGUGUGAUCACCUGUAGAACUAGCAGCCGGAGGAGUGGCUACCAGCCGCUUCAUGCCUGAGCACCUCCUGCGUCAGGGGUUGACUGCAAAAUAUCAAAGGGCGCACCAGAGGAGCAAUCUCCAACACAAACCACUGCUUUUGUAAUCUUCUCUUCUCUUCUCUUCUCUUCUCUUCUCUUCUCUUCUCUUCUCUUCUCUUCUCUUCUCUUCUCUUCUCUUCUCUUCUCUUCUCUUCUCUGUUAUUUUUUUCUUUCUUUUCUACUUUUUCGAUUUCCUUUGCCACCUCCCUCAUCCCUGUUACAGCAGUUUGGCUGAUUACCGUCUAAGAUGUUGUUAUUCGCCAGUGUGCAGAAACAUCCUAGUUACCACUGUCCCAGAUGAUUUUAAGUUUUAACUUGUGAUGUGAAGUCUAUGUGGGAAAACUCUGAACUAACUAAACUGGAGCAUAUUGGAGUGCUCCUCUCGUUGAAAUCCGUAUGAAUGUUCCUUACACUUGUCUUAUCAUCAUGUUGAACUAGAGCAUGGCUUUCAGUUUUGAUUAGAGGCAGUGGGAUAAUUUACCUCUCUGCAGAUUUUAAUGACACAGUACGGUUUAGCACCCUUACGUUUCUGUAGUGCCUCGCACAACCGCUGCCUUCUUUUGAGAUUGUACAAAUUACGGUAAUUUGUAACAUAUUAUUUUUAAACAAAAUGCAUCCUCGAAAAAAGAAAGAGGUGAUAUUGGAAAAAACGCUUUCAGUGCUCUUUGGGUGUCACUGUACAGUUUUGUGAGUGUGUGACGGGUUGACUUCAUUAUCUGACUCUCUAGGGUGUCAGGUAACACGCUUGCUCUCUCAUAUUUAACACUCCAAACUGCUGCAAGCAGAUGAUCAUCAGGAUUUUGAAAUGAUUUUAUGUGUGUCAACAUUGAUUCAGGUGUAACUAGUUUGGCAUUUGUUGGCUUCAAGACUUGGUAUCUGAAGAAGCUUUUUUUUCCCCUGCUGACCUGCAAACCCGCUGUGUUUGCUGUGACAGCAAAGGAGAGUGUGAGAGGAGAAAAACAACUUAGUAUUUUAGAUAUCAAGGCUUCUCCUUGGAAACCAAACCUUCUUGCUUCAUCACAUCAGAUGGAUAUUAUUCUUUGGAAUAUAUUAGAAUGAAUGACUUCAAUGUAUUAUCUUUUAGAGCCGUUGGUGAUUGUGAAAGAAAAAGUUAAUGAUUCACUGUCUCAUGUAGAGUUGCAUUAUUUAUAGCCAAAGGAAUAUUUAGUAUUUUAUGGUCAGUUAACUCUGUGUGGCUGAGUCACAGUUAAACAUAGUUUGUGUUUGGUUGUGUAUAUUUUAUUUCUGAAAUAAAAAAAAAAAAAAAAAAAGAUUGAACUGUCCACAAUAAUUGGUGUAA
This is a messenger RNA of Myripristis murdjan (pinecone soldierfish), 2263 nucleotides long. RefSeq names its product tetraspanin 36 (gene tspan36). Gene Ontology annotation, cellular component: plasma membrane. The transcript is spliced from 7 exons. The coding region runs from base 203 to 943 and encodes 246 amino acids. NCBI's taxonomy places the organism in Eukaryota, Metazoa, Chordata, Actinopteri, Holocentriformes, Holocentridae. The record is from RefSeq and is a predicted model, not a curated record.